AGAGAGAGAGAGAGAGAGAGAGAGAUCUAAUGGACAAUUCAAACCCAGAACAACAAAUAUGUGAUUCUCAGGUUCUGGGUUCCACGAGCUCACUCUCGCUUCCUUCUGAGCCUCCUGAUAUUAGAAACUGGUUCCCAAGCUAUGAGUACGAAUCUCCUGUACUGGACAUUUUUGGAGAUUCUGUUUCUAAGGAAAUUCAAUUUGCAAAAAGUGAAUUGGUUAUGGAAGGGAGCGACGGAGAAAAAGAAGAAAACCCUGGUGGGCUUAAGAAAAUCAGGAAAAGAGAAGAAGAGUUUGUUGUUGAGAAGCUUUGCUCCAAUGGGUUUGUGAAAGGUAGCAGCUUUUUGGGAAGUGAUAAGCUUGAAGGUCCGUCUUUAAAUGAGCUUGCAGAUUCAUGCCACUCGUCUUCGCUCCUUUCUGAGCCUCCGGACAUCAGAAACUGGUUUGCAAGCUAUGUUUAUGAGUCUCCUGUAUUGGAUACAAGCAAUUAUUUUGGAUAUUCUCUUUCUAAAGAAAGUGAAUGCGAGUAUGAUGGGGUUGUCAAUGAAGAGAGCAACAUAGAAACAGGGGAGACACUUGGUGAAGUGAUUGUUGGAGAGAAUGUGCAAUCAGAUGGCGUUGCAAAAUGUGACAACUCUUUUGGAAAUAAUCUACAGAAACAGCAGCCUUCAAGAGAGGGUGACGAUGGGAUUGGAGGGAACAGAAUUCCAUCAUCUGAGAACAACUGGUGUUUUGGAAGGCCUUUUGAGCAAAGCUUGAAAGUUGAAAUACUUGAAGACGACGGAGUCCCAACCAAAGAUGCAUCCUCCUUGAUUCUUGAAGGUUCUCAAUGUAAGGCUGUGAAUAUCAGUGAAACUUCAGGCUGUGAUGAUCGAAAAUCUGUACAACAGUUUAUUUAUAAGAGAGAUUCAACACAUGGAAGCAGUGGCAAAGAAAGUAGUGAAGGAAAAGAUAAUUCAGAAAACGGUUUUGUUACAACAAGGAAUGUCAGGUUUACAAGGAUAAACAAUGAGAAUUUCGUGAGAAGAAGGGCAGAAGGGAUUAAUAAAAGCACAGUUCCAUUGGCUGGUAGAAAGAAUGGUGUCAUUGAAAGAAAGGUCUUAGCAGAAACAACAAAUUUUCAUUACUCUGAUGCAAUGGAGGUUGCUGGGCAAUGGCGGUGUCCUCAAAAGAGUAAGCCGAAUCUAGGACCUCCUUUAAAGCAACUUCGGCUGGAGCAAUGGAUUCACAGGAUGUGAAAGCUCCAUGAGUAGAAAUCUAGAUUGCCUAUAUUAAGGGGAUCAAUCAAGAUUGUCUCUUUGUACAUUCCUAGGCAAUUUGUUUUUCUAGAUAUUUCAGAUUUUAGACUGCUCAUAGCCUAAACUAUGUUUACGGAAAGAGUAAU
Alnus glutinosa is the source of this 1384-nucleotide messenger RNA. RefSeq lists its product as uncharacterized. The record is from RefSeq and is a predicted model, not a curated record. The transcript is spliced from 6 exons. NCBI's taxonomy places the organism in Eukaryota, Viridiplantae, Streptophyta, Magnoliopsida, Fagales, Betulaceae. Bases 30 to 1238 code for a protein of 402 amino acids.